UUAUGUUGUUCUCAAUUGCAUACACUCUGUUUGGCACAAUAUUUUCUUCAAUCGGUUAAAAGUUACACUUUCUUUGCCCUUCCUCGUAUAUUCCGAACAUGUGAAAAUCAAACAAUGCUUCUGGGCCUCAUUUUUUAUUUCUCAUUUUAACUUUGAACUAACUAAAUAAGAAUGUAAAGCAUGUCUUUUAAUGUUUCUCACGAGGCACUGUCAUCUGUUGAAGGUAGAAGAAGCAUAAUGCAAAGUGGCGAGGGAGACAAAGAAAUGGAGGUGGGUUCAGUGGUGGUUGAAAAAGUUGGAGGUAGAUCAUCUGUGAUACGUUGCUUCUCCAGAUACCCCCUCAAGUUCAUCAUACCCAAAAAGGUGGGUUCUUCCAAAAUUGAUGCAGUAUGGGUUUAUGCCCUCAAUUAUGGAGGUGGAAUUGUAUCUGGUGAUCACAUUACAUGCAAGUUUUCUGUGGGAGAUGCUUGUACCAUGGUGUUAACCACCCAAGGUUCAACCAAGGUUUACAAAUCUGUUGGAUCUAUGUGUUCUCAACAAAUAUUAGAGGCUAGAGUUGGAAGCAAUGCACUAUUAGCCAUCAUUCCAGAUCCAGUGACAUGCUUUUCCACUGCAAGAUACUAUCAGAAACAAGUCUUCAGUGUGUCAUCAGACUCAAAUAUGGUCAUGGUUGAUUGGAUUACAAGUGGGCGACAUGAAAGUGGAGAAAAAUGGGAUUUUGAUCUAUAUAGAAGCACCAAUAAUAUAUUCUUAGAAGAUGGACAACCUUUAUUUCUGGAUACGAUGUUAUUAGAGAAAGAAAAAGUGGGAUGCAUACAAGAACACAUGCACAACUACCAAGUAAUUGCAAUGAUUGUACUCUUGGGGCCAAAGAUGGAGUAUAUCCAGAAUCUUGUGCAAGAUCACGUAAAAAAAAUUAUGUCUGAACAAUUACAGCAUCCUUCCACUGCAUGGAGUCACCAAAGGGACAAGGCUGAUCAUUUCAUUACAAAACCAAGCUUCAUAGCUUCUUGCAGUGCCUUUGGUCCCAAGAAAAUUGGUCUUCUUGUUCGAGUGGCUGCCGAGACAACUGAAUCGGUUUAUAAGUUUCUACGACAUCAAUUGGCUCCCUUGGAGCCAAUGAUAGGGACGCCACCAUACAAAUAAAGCGAAGUUAUUUCAUGAAAUAAUUGUAUUGGUUUUAAUUGCAGACAUGCAUGUAUUAUAGUUUUACAUUCCUUUUAUUCAUGCAUAUUAUAUUUCUAGUUAUCAAACUGCCAUAUAUUAAGGACAGAUUUUGAAUUUCACUUUA
Cajanus cajan (pigeon pea) is the source of this 1291-nucleotide messenger RNA. It is a transcript of the gene URED, whose product is annotated as urease accessory protein D. Gene Ontology annotation, molecular function: nickel cation binding. The record is from RefSeq and is a predicted model, not a curated record. Lineage: Eukaryota; Viridiplantae; Streptophyta; Magnoliopsida; Fabales; Fabaceae.